This is a messenger RNA of Meloidogyne enterolobii, 442 nucleotides long. Lineage: Eukaryota; Metazoa; Nematoda; Chromadorea; Rhabditida; Meloidogynidae. The record is from the annotation of a GenBank genome assembly.
AAAAAUGGUGCACAUUUUAUUUGAUACUAGUACUGUAAGCUAUGAUGACUUUAUUCCAAUGAAGGGAGGAGGAAUUACAGAUGACUAUUUUAAGGGUACAGCUCCUUUUCAAAGAGGAUAUGGGCAGAAAGGAGCUGGAAUUGGAGAUGUUAUGAGAGGACUUUGGAGAUUUUUUCUACCGAUUAUGCGACGUGUAGGCACGACUGUCUCAGAGGAGGCACUAAAUACAGGUCAACGUGCAUUGGGAAGGGUAAUCCAAGGAGAACCUAUAAAAGAAGCUUUAGUCAGUGAAGGAAAGAAGGGAAUUGAUACAGUGCUUGAAAAAGGAGGUUUACCUAAACAAUUUGGAUCAGGAAGGGGUAUAAAAAGAAAGACAAUUCCUAGUCAUCAAACAGUUAUUAAAAGAAAAAGAUUAAAAUCUGACGCUUUUGGUUUUUAUUAA